Messenger RNA from Seminavis robusta, 2737 nucleotides. The record is from the annotation of a GenBank genome assembly. NCBI's taxonomy places the organism in Eukaryota, Bacillariophyta, Bacillariophyceae, Naviculales, Naviculaceae.
UUUCAUUAAUUCUUGGGAAAAUAGGUAAAUAUAUACGGUAUUCCCGCAACUCCAUUUGCCUCGCCGUCCCAAAUCCUCCCUCCCCGAAAGCACAAACACAAAGAACUACACAAGGCGCGAGAUCUCACAAAGCAGCAAACACAAAGCACAAAACACAACGCAGCAAAUACAACAAGCAAAUCACCCCAACAAAGCCAAGACGAUACGAUGAGCGAGGACAAUGGCAACGGCAACGGCAACGACAAUGAAGAGGAACCCACCAUUUUGGAGAUUGUUGCUAAGAGAGCUAGGCGGUGGCAGUUAGAAGAAGAGGCACACAGUGCCUUGGAAGGGAAUCACAUUUCGGUGUUGGUAGGAACCGGCAACAAUACCGAUGCUGCCCAAUUGGACAAGGAAGGAGAAGCUCUGGAUUUUAUAAGAGGCAGUAUUGUCAAGGAUGUACCAAGAACUUGCCGUGCUGUGGACCAGCACAAGAAGGGACAGCAGAUGCACAAACAUCAGCACGUCAUAACUACAGAUGAAUACCCGGAUAUCAUCCCAGGAGCAUAUGCCCAAGCAGGCACUGGAACAGAUGAGGAGAAUCCAGUUGUUCAGCAACGCCGUCCACCACAAGAACAGCUUCAGAAUCGUAUGCCUGCUGCCGAGAACGGGACCGAUGGUUUGGCAGUGGCCAAUCCGGUCCAAGGACAGGAUGUCCACAAUCCCAUAGACUUACCAACAGCACAAGACUACAAUUUUGAAGCAUCCAGACAACGAAAUGAGAAGACUGUUGCUUUCAAACGGAACAUUCUACUGGCAGUUAUUUUGAUGAUUGCUCUCAUUGCGGUCUUGGUUGCUGCUUUGUGCAAACCAACCAACCCAAGCUAUGUUAUUGUCAUCGACGACACUAUGCAUCCAACUUCCAGCCCCUCUCCAGCCCCAACGUCCACACUUUCCUUUGAAGACCACGUGUUGUCCUUGCUACCAGAUCACUCCAUUGGGGAUAUUCAGAAUCCCCAGUCAUCACAGUUCAAGGCCCUUCACUGGAUCCUUGACGGUGACACAACCUUGCCAAAUGAGCGGAUCCAGCAGCGUUUUGCUCUGGCCACACUCUAUCAUUCCACAUCGGGAGAAAAGUGGGCAGAAAACUCCAACUGGCUCAACCACAGUGUCCAUGAGUGUGCUUGGUAUAACAAGAACAACUUUGCCAGCAAGGAUACUCUUCAGUAUGUCUAUCCUGGGUAUUUGGCUAAUUUUGAACCUCCCAUGCCCACAUCGUGUGAUUCCAAUGGCCAUUACACCAAUCUAUGGCUGGACCAAAAUAAUCUUGUUGGCCAGCUGCCACGAGAGCUGUAUCUAUUAACCUCUCUUCAAACAGUCUCAUUGGCAAUGAACCCAGGAUUGCAGGGGAGCACCAUCUCCACUCAUAUUGGCCACCUGCAAGAUCUACGUGGAUUGGUCAUGUUCGAGAUUAUGCUUGGCGGUACCGUGCCCACAGAAAUUGGUCUCUUGACUCAACUACAAGUUUUUGGUGUGAACAAUAAUCUCCUGGAGGGUCGAAUUCCCAAUGAAAUUUGGCAACUCACGAAGCUUCAAACACUAUCCUUCACUGACAAUCCGAACUUGCGUGGAAGCAUUCCAUCUGCCAUAGGUGCUUUGUCCAAUUUGAGGUGGUUAGUAAUGCUAUGCGAUUUGACUGGCACGAUUCCCACAGAGGUUGGGCUACUAUCUUCUCUUGAAUGGUUUGCCUUGGGAGACAACCGACUAACUGGGACACUACCUGUAGAACUUUCCUUGCUCUCAAAUCUGGUGCUGCUCUCUGUGAUUAACAACUCCCUUGAGGGCACAAUACCUAGUGAACUGGGGCUUCUGACAUCUUGCACAGUCCUUUCUCUCUCAGCCAACAGCUUUACAGGUCAAAUCCCAAAAGAGCUAUUCCAUCUGACAUCUUUGAGACUACUGGACUUGGGGGAAAACCUUUUCUCUCCAGGAACCCUCCCUACAGAAGUCGGCCAACUUCAGCUGAUGGAAAAGUUGACUUUCGAUGAUGCUCAGCGCAUAGGGCCAAUACCAUCAGAGCUGGGACUCCUCACUCUUCUGGGGCGGCUAAAUAUGCGCGUCAACUCUUUUUCAGGCACUAUUCCAGAGGAACUAAUGGUGCUGCAGUGGUCUUUGCAUACAAUGAGUGUGGAAGAUAACCCCAUGCUCUCUGGAACUGUCCCCAAGGGCCUAUGCAACAUCAAUGGGACCUGCAUUCCAGAUGGCAUCAUAAGUUGCCAGGGAAAUGAUGGGCUGCAUGGGUCUAUCAGAUUUGACUGCACGAGCUUGCUCUGUGGUUGUAAUUGUGCAACCUGCAAUGAUGGCGAUAGUUGAGCUACAACUGUGACCACUCAACAGAGUAUAAGACACUGGAUCUCCGUUUCGUUCAAGUCCAUCGCUGUGUUUAAGCAAUAGCAAUAGCUAGAUACCGUACUCAGGGACUACUUGUUGAUUGCAAUCAGUAGCUUGUGCAUGGCUACCGUACCGGUGGCCUUGCUCAUCAUGUAGCCGAACAUUGAGUCGAAGCCUGUCGUUUGCCUUGGUUUGGAUUCCCUACUAGCUGGUCUAGCAUGCCGACCUGCAAAACAUUGACACGGCCACCGGACAGGCAUCUCCUUGUGCUUGGGCUUGCUUGGCGUCAACUGCUCCCACGACUCCUCAAAUUUUUGGCUGUUCGCUCUGCGCCCAUACUCCCACGGAACUGCAAAGUAAAACUCAC